This is a messenger RNA of Photinus pyralis (common eastern firefly), 2381 nucleotides long. RefSeq names its product probable cytochrome P450 6a13. The record is from RefSeq and is a predicted model, not a curated record. Gene Ontology annotation, molecular function: monooxygenase activity; heme binding; iron ion binding. The transcript is spliced from 3 exons. Bases 110 to 1648 code for a protein of 512 amino acids. NCBI's taxonomy places the organism in Eukaryota, Metazoa, Arthropoda, Insecta, Coleoptera, Lampyridae.
AUGUUUUAGAAGAUAUCUUCGUUCGUCAAAACAGAUAUUUGUUAAUCAAUACGCAUUGAGCGAAGUAUUUUAAACAUUCCCGUGCAGCGUGUGUCAAAAUUAGUGAAAAAUGGGUUUAUUUUACGAAAUUUUGUUCUUGCUAGUGUUAAGUGUAAUUGGUAUAGUAUUGUAUCUGAAGCACCUUUACACUUACUGGAGAAAAAAGGGAGUUUACGUGUCUUCUAAACCGCACAUAAUUUUUGGAAACGCAAAGCAUUUAUUUACAGGCAAAGUUGCAAUUCGAGAUUUGUAUAGGGAAGUUUAUGACGACUGCCGACGGGCUUCACAAAAAAUGAGCGGAUUCUACUUUAUGAUGAAACCUUGUCUGGUGCUCGCGGAUUUAGAUUUAAUUAAAGACAUUAUAAGUACCAAUUUUGAGCAUUUUACCGAUCGCAUAUUUCAUAACCACGAAUCAGAUCCGCUAAGUGACCAAAUAGCAUCGGCCAAAGGAGAAAAGUGGAAGCAGCUACGUACGCAACUCACUCCGGCUUUUUCUAUAGCAAAAAGCAAAAUGAUGAGCCAGAAAGUGCUGGCAUAUACGGAUAAACUAAUUGAAGAAUUAACCAACAAUUAUCGUGACAAGAAAACUAUUGAAAUAAGUGAGGUGGUAGAGAAGUAUGUCGCUCGUUUGACAGAGGCCGCCAUUUUUGGUAUGGAAAAUGAUCAAAUACACGGUGUCACCACCGAAUUUGAGCACUAUUUGAAAUCUUUCUUUCAUAAGUCCUCGUUAGAUUUGUUAAUCACAUUGCUAACGUUCUUUAAUCCUAAUAUGCUCACAUACUUUCGAGUGAGAUCGGUAAGAAAAGACGUGGGCGACUAUUUCUUAAAAUUGUCCGCAGACAUCAUCAAAUUUAGAGAAGAAAAUAAUAUCGUCCGUGACGAUCUUAUACAUUUACUCAUUCAGUUGAGAAAUAACGUCGAUAUAAAUGAAACCAGCGACAAACUUCUCCAAGAGAAUAAAAUCAAACCUCUACUAACUGCCUCUCAGGUGGCAGCAAAUUGUCUUAUCAUAGCCACUGCGGAUUACGAGGCCACAGCUUCUACAAUUUCAUUUUGUUUAUAUGAACUCGCGCUUAACCCAGAUGUACAAGAAAGUGCCAGGCGCGAGGUAGUCGAUGCUCUAGCAUUGCACAAUGACCUUUUUUGCUACGAUGUCGUUAACGAAUUGAUUUACCUCGAACAAUGCCUCAAAGAAACUCUGCGCAAAUAUCCUCCAACUCCUGCUCACAGUAGAGAGUGUACCAAACCGUACAUAAUUCCUAACACAGACAUUCUUGUGGAACCGGGAACACUUGUAUUCGUGCCAACUAGCGGUUCCCAGAUGGAUCCAACAAUAUUUCCCGAUCCAGAGCGGUUUGAUCCAGAACGGUUUACAAAGGAAAACAGUGCCGGUCGCCAUCCAUGUGCAUUUACACCUUUUGGCUUUGGUCCUCGAAUGUGCAUAGGUAAGAAGUAUGGAAUGAUGAAGAGUAAAAUAUGUUUGGCGAAAUUACUCCUUAAUUUUGAAUUUUCAACUAAUCACCUAACAGAAAUACCAAUAACUAUUAAACCAAAAGCUCUUAUUACUACCAGUGCAAAUGGUAUAUGGUUGGAUAUCAGAAAAAGAUGAUUAAGUAGGGUAGCACUAAAUUCGUGACAUUGGAGAAAAGAGAUUGGCGCUAAUGAUUAUGUUUCUUUAAAUGUUCCGUUGGCGGACAUGUCGGACUAGAAAUCAUAUUUUCAUGUAUUAUUAAGAGAUAUGAAUGUACUAAGAUAAAUGUAAACACAUCCUUCCUCAUAAUUCAAUCAUAUUAUAUAUAUAGACACUUCACUGUUUUUAUCGAAAUCAUUAGGUGUACACCAAAACAUUUAUUGUUAUUUGUGGGUGUGUUUGGAUGUGCUCUAGUAUUUUUAGAUAAAGAUGAAUUUGACCACCUUUUAGUAUCUUCAUUGUUUUUCAUUGCAAAUGUUGUUUGUAAAUUAUUAGUCGUAUUUCGAUGUACUUGGAGAUUGAGGAGUAAACAGUUCCAUGAUUGUAAUUAAACUCUAAAAAGUUUUACUAUAAGGAAACAGUUCGAAGAGUGUCUCACUCAAAAUGAUAUAUUUUAUUUAUUUAUUAUAUUGUUUGAAGUAGAAAUAGAAAUAGGGAAAAGUUAAAUUGUGGUUUUUGGUUGAUUGAUAAAUAUGCGAAGAAGGCGACAGAUUUGAAGAUAAUGCGGACUAAAUUUCCAAUCCUAACUACCAAUUGGAGAUUGCAAAAUGUUGAGCAAACUUGCUGUUUCAAUUGCAUCGAAACUUUAGACAUUAUUUAUUUUCAUUUGAUAAAUAUUGAAGAACGCUCGCCAUUUGUGACGAAAAAUAAA